CGACGAUGAAGAAUUUAUAAAACCCAAAGUUGCAGAAUAGAAACUGUUAGUGGAACAUCGUUGACGUGACCGGACCGAUCGGACCCAGACCACAUCAUCGGUGUCUCAGUACGGUUGUCUUGUUUGGACCUCACCGGUGUGUCCAGACCUGCUCUGAUGAAGCUUUGCAACGGGGGAAACGAAUCAGAGUCUGAAACAAUUGAACUAAAAACAACGCAGGUAAUACGAUGGUGAGGCUCUAACAAGGACACAGCACACCGAGACAAGAAAAAUGGCUGCGCCAAGAGAGGAACUACAGGAGGCCUUGUGCCAGUACACUACAGAUACCCUUAUCUGCAUUGACACAGUGAGAGGAUUCUGUGAGAAGAUCUCUAAAUGGAUGCUUGGGAGGGAAACAGAGUUAAACAUGAUUGUGGACAUUAAAGACAGAGCUGACAAAAUUGACCUGAGCAUCAGCCAUGUUACCCAGUCAGAGAACAGAGGCAAUGCUUUUCUGGAAUAUAUGAAGAGCAAGGUGACCCACGUGACUGCAGACAGCAGGCGUGAAGAGCUGGAGCAGGAGCUGGCUGCUGUGCUGAAGGACACUCUGGGAGGCCUGGAGAAGCUCGACUGCUUCCUGGAUGCAGUGGAGAGGCUGGCGAUCACCUCGCUGCAUGUGUUUAAUGAGGACAACCGGGUGUCGCAUCUGCCCCAAGAGAUCAGCCCUGACACUGUUCAGGUUGGCAUCAUUGCUGCACGGCGGGUCUGCCCACUCCUCCUCCAGUUUAAAAGAGAUGCAAAGGCCUUCUUCCUUCCCAAACUUCAGAAUGUGGAAGUGCUUGCAUAUCAGUUGGACAGAUACAUCCAGACCACCCAGAAGAUCUGUGACACAUUAGAGAAAAGCUGUUUCAGUGAGUUUUCCCUGAAGAUGGCUAUGAAUACUGUGGUAGACCUCGAUGUGAAUAUGUCUGAAGAUGACAUACGAAGGAUGCUUUGUCACAUUAAUCAGCUUGAGGAAAUCAGGAUGGACCAGCACUUCCGGAUGGUGUUCUUGUUCGAGGAGGAAUCAUGUGGUCACUUCAUCAGUGAGUUUGAUGAACGACAGCCCAGGAUGCUGCAGUUUCUAAAUGACCUGGAGGAGAUUGCUGUUCAGCUAGACAGGAUGAAUAAAGGGGCAAAGAUCUCCAGUGUGGCAGGAAGCUCGGUUGGCGCGGUUGGUGGUGUUCUUUCCAUCAUUGGUUUGGCAUUAAUUCCUGUAACAGCUGGAGUGUCUCUUGCUCUGACAAUGACUGGGGUGGGGCUGGGAAUUACCAGUGGAGUUAACAGCGCUGUCACCACAGCCACGGAGAUUGGAGUCAACCGCACAUAUCAAAAGAAAGCCAGUGAAGCCUUCCAGAGCUUCAUGGAGGAUGUGCAGAGUCUCCAGGAUUGUCUGGACGAGGUCACUAACAGGGAAGCAAGUCAGAUAGAUGUGGCUGUGGGAGUAAGCAAGGUGCUUUGUAAAGUUGGUCUUGUUGGAAAAAGCAUAGAUUCACUUGCUGAUGCUGCCUCUGCUGUUAAGAUGUUGAAAAGUGAGGAGCUGAUUGUAGGUGCUGGUAAGGUGGUGGCCCAGGAAGGUAAAGCAUUAAGUAAUGUACCCAGACUGGCGUCAGAUAUCCCAGAUAUUGGUCAGGCAGCAGUCAAAGGGCCCCUUGCUCUCUCCAAGUCAGCCAGGGCUGGUCUCAUUGCACUCAAUGCUCUUUUCGUUGGCAUGGACAUCUUCUUCAUCUGUAAAGACAGCAUCAGUCUGGCCAAAGGCAACGAGACGGAAGUCUCACAGUUCAUCAGAGCCAGAGCUGCACUUUGGAGCUCAGAGAUGGACUCAUGGAAGAAAACCCGCGAUUCGCUGUGUCAGGGUCUGCUGACAUCAGAGAAAAAACAAGUUAUCCUGGAGACGCCAUUUGAGCCGGAGAUGGAGAUCAAGAAAGAUAAAGAAACAGAAAUGGAAUUUCCAUCUGACGAAGUGGAUGAAAAAGUGAAAGAAAAACAGUCUUGUGUAAUACAGUAGAACAGCUGGAAAUCAUUGAUCAGUGUUGAACAUCAUUUAAUAAACUGAUGUAUUGAGUGUAUGAUUUUUGACUGGAUUUAUAUACCUUUUGCCAACUUUGAAGCUUGUUUAAACACAUAAUGCAUUACAUCUGCCAUUCAGUGAUACAUCUGACAUAGAAUAGUAUGUGAAAAAUAAGAAAACUACUUUUAACACAAGAGUUGCCAUUUUCUACCAUGUCCAAUGCUUCAGUGUAUGUUUUAAUAACAGAGCACAAUACUUAAAUUAGAUUGUAUUAGAGUAAUGCUAGGUGCCUUUUCUGCUCCAUUUAUUAGACACCAAGUAGCCAAAAUAAAUGUGUUUGAUGUUUGUUGUUUUUUUUGUGAUAUUUACUUAACUAUCUCUGAAGAUAUAGCAUCACUUAUGCUGUAGCACUUACUUUCCUGCACUCAUCUGUAAAUAAUACUGUAUUUUUGCACUUCUGGUUGGAUGCUAACUGCAUUUCAUUGGCUUUGUAUCCGUACUCUGAACAAUGACAAAGUUGGAUCUAAUCUAUUGUUUCAUAAAACGGAAGCAGUUUUCCAAAGAUGUGGUGUCCAUGGAGAUACCUGCUUUUGUCUUUGCAGUAUCUUAUUUUUGUAAUGCUUUGAUUUUAUAAUGAAACUAUUAUCACUGUUUUCACUAUUUUUACCAUCUUGUUAUUCUGA
Messenger RNA from Thunnus maccoyii (southern bluefin tuna), 2712 nucleotides. RefSeq lists its product as uncharacterized. Gene Ontology annotation, molecular function: lipid binding. Gene Ontology annotation, biological process: lipoprotein metabolic process; lipid transport. NCBI's taxonomy places the organism in Eukaryota, Metazoa, Chordata, Actinopteri, Scombriformes, Scombridae. The record is from RefSeq and is a predicted model, not a curated record. The coding region runs from base 272 to 2026 and encodes 584 amino acids. The transcript is spliced from 5 exons. Gene Ontology annotation, cellular component: extracellular region; membrane.